This is a messenger RNA of Drosophila nasuta, 1091 nucleotides long. It is a transcript of the gene CAH14, whose product is annotated as Carbonic anhydrase 14. Gene Ontology annotation, cellular component: cytoplasm. Bases 217 to 1074 code for a protein of 285 amino acids. Lineage: Eukaryota; Metazoa; Arthropoda; Insecta; Diptera; Drosophilidae. The transcript is spliced from 2 exons. The record is from RefSeq and is a predicted model, not a curated record. Gene Ontology annotation, molecular function: carbonate dehydratase activity; zinc ion binding.
UGUGAUUGGGCAGCUUUGUAAAUGUUUUCAAAAUUCCAUGCGUAUCAGAAUUAACAAAGUUUCGUCAGAGGGUAGAAAUUAUUUAGGAAUCAACUCAAAGUGGAUCGUGUAUCGUGUAUUGACCUGUCUUGUUAUUAAUCUUGUUAAAAAUCUUUUACAAAUUUUGUUUAAAAAUAAUUGUUGCCGCUUCAGAAUAAGGUCAAAGCUGUGAACAUCAUGUUUUGCCAUUUGUUGUCUCUAAUUUGGAAUGCGCUCAUGUCGCCUAUGAUCCUGCUCAUGGAUUAUGCCUUCGAAUCGAAUUGCAUAAUGCUUCUGCUUAGCCUUUUCAUGUCCCUGGCUCUCAUACUGAACCUCAAGUCCGCCAGCAUAUUGUUAAUGGACUUCUAUCCGACCAGUGUGAAUGAUUUUCUCCCGUCGCCCAUCAACAUCGAUCGCCGUCUGGUCUUGUCAGUGGGUCGCGGGACACCGCUGAUGUGGCACAAUUACGAUGCAAUGCCACCGGCCAUUAUGCUGCUAAACAAUGGCAGCACUGUGGUGAUGCGCAUCUCGUGCGCUCCACAGUGCAAACCACAUCUUCGCGGUUCUCUGUUGCAUGACAAUUAUUAUUUUGUGGAGGCCUCAUUCAAAUGGGGCGGCUCGGAGCAUACGAUUAGCUCACGGCGCUUUGCACUCGAGUUGCAAGUGCUGCAUGCCAAAAAUGCAGCCACGCCGCCAUUUGAAUAUGUGACGAUCUCAUAUUUAUUUGUCAUCACCCAGUGCAAGAAUGAAUCCAUGCAGCAGAUUACCGAGAAUCUGGAUGCGCUUAUCAACGCGGGUUCGGUUAUCGAGGUGCCGCCAUUUGAUCUCUGUUCACUGUUUUGGCCAUUCGAGAAUGACUUCUACAGCUACAGUGGCACCUAUCACAAUGGCACCACCACACUGUCCACCCAGUGGCUAAUCUGUGCGUCCAUCUUUAAUAUAAGUGCCCAGCAAGUGGCGCAAUUUGGCAAGCUCUGUAAUCGCGAUGGUUGUCGCAUUGCUGGAAACUCACGUGCUCUGGUGCCGCUGGACAAUCGACAAGUUCUAUUAAAUUAAUUAAUUAUUAAAUUUAU